Molecule: messenger RNA, 9293 nt
Organism: Phyllopteryx taeniolatus (common seadragon)
Lineage: Eukaryota; Metazoa; Chordata; Actinopteri; Syngnathiformes; Syngnathidae
Product: trichohyalin-like
Exons: 17
Coding region: 1186-7815 (2209 amino acids)
Molecular function (GO): protein binding
Source: RefSeq, a predicted model, not a curated record
AUUAUAUCUAAAGGGAAAACUAUAGGGAAACAAUACAGGGGUAUCUAACUACAAAAAGGAAACACGAAUAAUGGUAAUAGACAGAAACUAGGCAUACCAAAAGGGACGAGGACAUCGUGUGUGGUUGGAAUAAAAAUGUGCGUGUGGAAUGGGUUGAGUCAUAGCGAGAGAGAAUAAAGUUGGGAUUUGUGUGAAGAUAGUAUUUUCCCCAGACUUCUAAGGCACUAAUCUUGUACAUUCUGACAACCAUUGUUGUGCUACUCACAACCGUAGAUCAGCUGGUCGUUGGGGAUGGUCUUUCUCAGGAGGAAAACGAGGCGGGUUUAGAAGAUGAUGCACACAAAUAUAACAAAAGAGGUGUCAAAAGGUUGUUGUCCCGUUGGGAUGCGCUCAUACCUUUCCUGCCUAUUUUGCUUGUUGCUCCGAUCUUGCUCUCAAUUGCGGUCGUAACAGGUACGGAUGCACGGCAUUGUUCCGCCAACAGAUCAAGCUAGGAAAAGCCAUUGAAGCCGCACGGCCGGCUUCUUCGAUCGAAAGCGCCCCCGUCUUGGUCCGGCAGUCGCCUCCCCACGUGGUGGCAACGAAGGACAAAGGAAAGGGAAGGGGGAGGGGUUGGCCUAGGCCAGAACCGCAGUGGCAGGGAGGUUAGCCAGGAAGAGUCAAGAAGCAAGACGGGAGAGAGGAGGCGGGAGUCCCAAGGUUAAAUAAUACCCAGGGGGCGUGUCUAAGAGACAGAAACUGGAGGAGACUCCGCCCAUCGACUUGAAUUUUGGUCUAUAAUUUAGCCAUAAAAUGGUGUAAAAUCAUAUAUUAAUAUACUUCCAACUUUUUACUCUUACUCAUAGAUCAAGCAUAUAAAAUGAUUAUUUCAACUUUAGUCUUGGCAGAUCAACUGCUUAUUGUUCAAUACAACAUUUCGUACUGUUUGGCUUCGAAUGAAGACGAACAGUUCUCAAAAGUCACUGACACAGAAAUCAAGGUAUACAUUUGGAAUAUUUCUGCAGAGUUUGCAAAAUACCAAAACAGACCUUUAUCUUCAGUCACAGAAACUUCCAAUGCGAGUCCACAGGUUUGCAGUAUCUCAACUGCCAGCGGGUGUCGGCCGCGUUCCAGCAGUGUUCCCAGUGGGGAGAGGAUCCAACCUUUCAGUCGCUCUGUCAGUUCUGCACAUCAGAAGGGUCUUUGAUGAAUGGAACCCAGAUUUUUCAGGGAGUAAGGUCCAGUGACUUCACUUGUGCAGUAGCCAUAAGUGGCCUGCAAAUCCUUGAAGAGCACCCUGAUGAAGAGAAGUUCUCUGAAGAAGACAUCAAGGAAUAUGCACAGGACUUGGGCAUUGAUCCAGAGAAAGAGCCUCAGCUCAUGUGGCUUGCCAAGGAGGCUAUGUCUGCCCGACUUCCUCCAGAUUGGUUUGCUUACCGAGAUGAGCGUGGAGAUGUUUUCUAUUCCAACUACCAUUCAAACACAUCCAUAUGGGAACAUCCUCGUGAUGUCCAGUACCGCAAACUGGUGGCUCAGGAGCAUGAGCGCAUACAGAGGGCCGCUGCUCUCUUGGCAUCAGAAGGCAAAGAGAACAAACAAGAGAAAACAAGUGGCUUCAGAGGCGCUGAUGCAACAGAAGAGAUGACCAAGCUAGAUGUGAUCGGCAAGGCCCAAUCUCAGAACCACAGUAGUGAAACACCACAGCAACAGCAACAACCAGAGUCCAAGGUCUCUGAAAAUUGUGCUUGUUGUGACAAUCAACCGGAGACAAAUGCCAAAGACAAAUGGGAGAAUGAGGCAGCCAAGAGUAGCCACCUUGUGUCUGCAGCAGGCACAUGUAGCCUACAGAUCCGUGAGGAUCACAAGGAUGAAGAACUUUCUGAAGAAGAGAUUAAGCAGUAUGCACGGGACAUAGGCAUAGAUCCAGAGAGAGAGCCAGAGCUUAUGUGGCUUGCCAAGAAGGCCAUGGCUGAAAAACUGCCUCCAGGAUGGUUAGAGCGAGAAGAUGAGAGUGGGAACAUUUACUUUCAUAACUGCCAGUUAGACACAUGCAUCUGGGAAGACCCCUCAAAAAUGCACUAUAGUCAGCUGGUGGUUAAAGAGCGUGAGCGUAUCCAGUGCAUAGCUGUUGAUGGGGCCUCUGUGGUGAAGAAGAACAAGAAGAAAGUAAAAGAAAAACAGGAGGAAAGGAAAAGGGCAAAGAGGAAGAAUUCAUGCAGUAUCCGUGCGGAUUUAGCAGAAGAGAUUACAAACACCAUUACUGAAUCACCACAGAAACCGCCGUUGGAAGAACUGCUGGAUUCUCAUCGUAACUUGGCAACAGAUAUGGAAAAAGCCAGGAAAGAAGAGGAAAAAAGUGAGAAGGCUGGGAUUCCUAUCAGGCGUAGUAAGCAUGCAGAUAAACCACCACCUCUAAAGGGUGACAAAUUUGAUACACAAUUAUCUAAUGCUUCAAAUUUUGAGACCGCAGUGGAAAAAAAUCAAAACUGUGAAAUUGUACCAGAAAAGAAGAUGGGAGAGGAGGAGGAGACGUACAGGACUGAAAAAGAGCAGGGUGAUCUGAAACAGAGAAAUGUAGAGAGAGAAAAGAACAGCAGGAAAGUUGAUAUGGAGGGGAAUGACAGAGAGCAUUUAAUUAGGGAGGGGGAGACAAAAAUGCAUACUCUCCAAAAGGAGACGAAGAGAGAGGAAGACGUGAAAGUGUGGCAGUUGAAAUGUGAGAUGGAGAUGAGAAUGCUUCCCCCCCAGAAAGACCUCAGCACAGAAGUACUCAAGUGUUUGACUGGAGAGAAAGAAACGCAAGGACGACUCCAUGAGGAACAACUGAGGACAGACGAAGAGGUGAAGCUGUUGAAUAAGGAGAGGGUAUUGAGAAUCUGCCGCUACCAGGAGCAGCUGAAGAGAGAGGAAGAGGAGGAGAUGGAGAGAUUGCGACUCGAGAAGGAGAAAAGACUCCUCUACUAUGAAGAACAAAGGAGAGAGGAACAGGCAGAGGCAGAGCGCUUAAUUAGGGAAAAGGAAAGAAUAGAGCACUACCAGAUGGAACUAAAGAAGGAGGAAGAAAAGGAGGUGGAGCGCUUAAAGAGGGAAAUGGAAGUUAGAACAUGUCUCUAUAAGAAGCAACUAAGUAGGGAAGAACAGAAAGAGGUGCAACAAUUUAAAAAGGAAAGUGAGAAUAGAAGACAUUUCCUGCAGGAGGAGCUGAAGAAAGAGGAGGCGGAGGAGGAAAAGCAAGUGGAGCAGUUGAAGAAGGACAAAGACCUGAGAAGACAGAUUUACCUAGAAGAACUGAGGAAAGAGGAAGAGCAAGAAGUUGAACAGUUGAAGAGGGAAAAAGAAAUAAGAAUGUGCCUCCUGAAAAGAGAGGACGAUAUAGACGUGGAAGGAUUCAAGAGAGAGAAAGAGAUUAGAACAAUUCUCCGCAUGGAGGAAAGGGAGAAAGAGGAGGAGGAGGCAGAUAAGUUCCAACAGGACAAGGUGACCAGAUUGUAUCUUUUUCAGAAAAAGAUGAUACAAGAGGAAGAGGAGGAGACUGAACGGUUGAAGAAAGAAAAGGAGAAGCAAAUAUGUUUCCACCAAGAGAAGCUAAAGAGAGAGGAAGCGGAAGAGUUGGAGCGAUUGAAGGCAAAGAAAGAGGCAAGAAUGUGUCAGCUCUGGGAACAGCAAAGGAGAGAGGUACAGGAAGAGGAGAUGUUGAAGAGGGAGGGAACAAGAAAAAAAGCAGAGAUUGAAAAAAUAAUGCUACUCUCACAGGAGGAGCUAAGGGGAGAGGAAGCGGUCAAGGCAGAGCAACUGAUGACGGACAAGGAGAAGAGAAUGGCUCUCCUUUUGGAGGAGCUGAGGCGGGAGGAAGAUGACGAGAUACAACGGUUGAAACAGGAGGAGUCUAGAAUUCAUCUCUGCCAUGAAGAGCUAAUUCAAGAAGAAGAGGUGAAGCGGUUGAAGACUGAGAAGGUGGCAAGAAUGCAGUGUCGCCAAGAGGAGCUGAGGAGAGAGGAAGAGGCAGCGGUUGAGGAGUUGAAGAGGGAGGAGACAAAAAUAAGGAUUGAGAUUGGCCUUUGCAAGGAGAAGUUAAUGAGAGAACAAGAGGAGGAGGCAGCGCAGUUAAGAACAGAGACUGAAAUAAGAAUGUGCUUAUCUCGGGAGGAGCUGAAAAGAGAGGAAGAGGAGGAGGUGAAGCGGUUGAAGACUGAAAUUGAAAUGAGAAUUCAACUCCGCCGGGAGAAACUAAGGAGAGAGGAAGAGGAGGAGGUAGAGCAGUUGAAGCGGGCGAUGGAGGCAAGAAUGUGUGACCACCAGGAGAGGCUUAGACGAAAGGAAGGGGACGAGGUUGAGCAGUUGAAUACUGAAAAGAAGGUCAAAAUGGAACUAUACCAAGUGAAGCUAAGAAGGGAUGAAGAGGCGGAAGCAGAACAGUUGAAGACAGGGAAGGAGGCUAGAAUGCGUCUAUAUUGGGAAGAGUUAACGCAAGUGGAAAAAAAAGAGGUGGAAGAGUUGAAGAGGAAGGAGACAAAUUUGAAGUCUGACAUGGAGAUGAGGAUACAGCUUUGCAAGGAAGGUAUCAGGAAAAUGGAAGAGGAUGAGGUAAAGGGGUUGAAGACACAGAAGGAGAUAAGAAUGCGCCUUUGCCAGGAGAAGUUGAGAAGAGAGGAAGUGGUGGAGGUGAAACAAAUGAAGACAGCUAGGGAGACGAGAAUACGUCUCCGCAGGGAGGAGCUGAGGAGAGAGGAAGAGGAGGCCGUGAAGCAGUUGAAGGCAGAAAAGGAAAUCAAAAUGCAUCUCAACUGGGAGGAGCUGAGACGAGUGGAAGAGGAAGACAUGGAGCGCUUCAAACAAGAUAAAGAGACGAGAAUGCGUCUCUGCCAGGAGGAGCUAAGACGAGAAGAAAAUGAGGUGGAGAAGUUGAAGGAGGAGGAGAGGAAAAAAAAGAAAGAUCUUGAGAUGAGAUUGCGUCUUUGCCAGCAGGAGCUUAGCCGUGAGGAAGACGAGGAGGUGGAGCGUUUGAAGACCGCAAAAGAGACGAGAAUUAGCCUGUGCUUGGAUGAGCUGAGGCGAGAGGAAGUAGAGGAGGCAGAGCGUAUAAAAAGGGAUCUUGAGAGGAGAAUGCAUCUUCACCAGCAGGAGCUGAUGAGAGAGGAAGAAGAGGAAAUUGAGCAUUUGAAGACAGUGAAGGAGGCAAGAGUGAAACUCUACCUAGAGGAACUAAGCAAGGAGGGAAAUGAGGAGUUUGAGUGUUUGAAGAGAGAGAGAGAGAUGCAACUGUCCUUCCAUCGGGAAGAUCUGAGGAGAGAGGAAGAAGAGGCAGUAGAGCGUCUGGAGAAUAAAAAGGAGAGCAGAAUACAGCGCCACCUGCAAGAGCUUAGAAGAAAAGAAGCAGAGGAGGUGCAGCAGUUUAAUAAGAAGAAGAUGCGAUUAAAGACAGAGAUGGAGAAAAGAAUUUGCCUUUUCCAGGAGGGGCUUAGAAGAGAGGAAGAAGAGGUUGUAGAAAAUUUGAAGAAAAAGAAGGCGAUUACAAUCAGCAUUUACCAGGAGGAACUGAGGAGAGAAGAGGAGGAGGAAGUGGAACGUAUGAAGAAGGAAAAAGAAAGUAGAAUAUGUCUCUGUCAAGAGGAACUGAGGAAGGACGAAGAGGAGGAGACACAGCUUUUGAAGAGAGCGAAAGAGGGAAGAAUCUGUCAGCAAAAGAAUGAGCUGAAGAGAGAGGAAGAGGAAGAGGACCGCUUAAAGGAGGAUAAAUUGAAGAAGAUGCGUGUGCGGCAGGAAAAGCUGGGGAGAGAGAGAGACGAAAAUGUGGAGCGGUUGAAGAAUGAAAAGGAAACAAGAUUGCGUCUCUGCCUGGAAAGGGAGAAGGACAAGAGAACGAUGCGCCAGGAGGAAGUAAUCAAAGAAGAGGAUGAAGAGUCGCUAGCGAGGGAAAAGGAGAAUCAGCUAAAUGAAGAGGCUGAACUACUCAGGAGGGAAAAGCUAAUGCAUUUUUGCAAAGGGCUGAGGAGAGAGCAACAGGAAGAGGGCACUGAGCAGUUAAAGAAAGAGAAGGAGAAUCCACAAAGAGAGGAUGAUGUGGAGCCGCUUGAGAGGGAAAACGGAACAAAAUGUCUUCUCCAGGAGAAGCUGCGGCCUGUAGAGGAAGUGUUGAGGAGUGACAAGAGAACAUGUCUCCGCCAGGAGAAACUGAUUUCAAAGAGCAAGGGGGAGACAUUGAACAUGAACAGAACAUGUGUACACCAGGAGGAACUGAGAGAGGAAAAGGUCUCAGAGUAUUUGAAACGAGAGAAACAGAAGCCAUUGCAUCUCAAUCAGGACAAAGUGAGCAUAGAGGAAGACACUGAAAAAUUAAAGGAGACAGAGAAGAGAACACGUCUUCGCCAGGAGGAGCUGAUGCGAGAGGAAGAGGAUGAGAUAGAACGACUGAAGAAGGAAAAAGAGCAAAGAACACAGCGCCGCCAAGAGGAGCUGAGGAGACAGGAAAAUGAGGAGGUGCAGAGGUUGAAAAGGGUUAAGGAAACAAGAAUUAUUCUCCGUCAGGAAGAGCUUAGAGGUGAGGAAGAAGAGAAGACACAACUUUUAAAACAGGAGAAGGAAAGAAGAACAUGUGUCCGCCAGGAGCAACUGAAGAGAGAGGAGGAAGAUGAGGUGGCGCGGUUUAGGUGGGAAAAGGAGAAGAGAACACGUCUUCUGCAGGAGAAAUUGUGGAUAGAGGAAGAAGAGGAGAGGUUGACCCGAGAGAAGGAGAAGCGAGCACGUUUCCGUCAGAUGGAGCUGAUUAGGGAGGAAGAGGAAGAGCGGUUGAAGAAGGAAAAGGAGAAGAGAACACGUCUUCGCCAGGAGGAGCUGAGCAAGGAGGAAGAGGAAGAGGCUGAAAGGUUAAAAAUGGAAAAGGAGAAGAGAAUGAUUUCACACCAAGAGGAUCUAAAGAAAGAAGAAGAGCAAGAAGCAGAAGGGUUAAAAAAGAAAAAAGAAAAAAGAAUGCAUCUUCUCUUGAAGGAGCUCAAGAGGGAGGAGGAGGAAGAGCGGUUACAAAAGGAGAAGGAAAAGAGGAUACGUCUCUGUCUGGCUGAGCUGAGAGAGGAAGAGGAGGAGAUGUUGAGAUUAAAGAGGGAAAAGGAAAAGAGAAUGCGGCUCUGUCAGGAGAGAUUAAGAAGAGAGGAGGAGGAUGAGGUAGAGAGGUUAAAAAGGAAGAAGGAGAAGAGAAUGCAUCUUUGGCAGGAGGAGUUGAGGAGAGAGGAAGAGGAGGAGUUGGAGCAGUUAAAGAAUAAAAAAAUGUCCCUCUUCAAAUUGGAUUUGGCAUGUGAAAAAGAGGAGGAGUUGGAGAGAUUAAUUAACAAGAAAGGAAAGAGAAUGCGUCUCUGUCAAAUGGACCUGAGAGGAGAAGAAGAGGAGAAGAAACUGAAGAUGGAGUACAAGGAAAGGCUGAAGGCUUUGCGGCAGUGUCUCCUGGCCAAGAGGCGAGAAGAGGAGGCAUUGUUGAUGUCUGACCCGAAGGAGGAAUUAACAGAAACAGUCCAGAAAGAGAGAGAAGAAGAGCAACUUAAGAUCAGGCAGGACCGUGAAGCCGUUCUCAGGGCACUUUGCAGCACACUGGAAGAAAGGUAUCAAAAUGUGGACCUGUCUGCUCAGCCCACUCAAAGGAGACCGUACCUUGAGCAUCUGAAGGCAGAAUCAGAAGAGGAGCUGCAGCAGGAGAACAGCAGACAUCAGGACGACGUUGUGAAAAACGUGAAUUUAUUCCAACCUGAGCAGCUAGAAGACAUUAAACUCAACGAUCUGACCGAUUCAUUCUUCUGCGGGACUCUUGAGCUGAUGGGACAGGCCACCCCGCAGACAUGGCCCAAGUAGCAGCAUCAGAACACCUACACGUUGCGACCAAAAGUUCAGAAGUACCACACCAUGUCCUGCGAUUCUCAGUAGAUUGCUUUUAAUGCGUGCUUGCUGGUAUAACUGUCUCUGUACUCAACCCUGCAUAGGAACUUUCAAUGGUAGGAAAAUAAUUUUGUCACUUUUUCUUUCAUGCAACUGUGUGCAUCUUAUGUACAUAUGGAUAAUGCCCAUGCAUACAUUUUCUAUAGCACUGCUCAUUCGGGUCAUGGGUCAGCUGGAGUGUAACCCAGCUGACUUUGGGCGAGACGUGGUGUACACCCUGGACUGGUCUGCAACCAAUUGCAGAUGGAUGAUAGCUUUUAAAAUUGCAUAUUGAACAAAGGCAAAAUCGGGAUCUGUUACUGUAUGUUUAAGGCAGCUUAAAUUGGAACAUGUUCAGAUACGUCUAUCAGAUCUCAUUAGCGCAGACAAUUUAGAAUGCUAAAUGUAUUUUGUUGAUCCUUAAUAAUUGCCGAGUGCUUGCUUAUUGCAGGGUUCAGUUGUUUAUUGUGUGAGUGCGGUUCUAAACCUGCUCCAUUAGUAAAGUGCCCUGAGAUAACUUCUGUUGUGAAUUGGCACAAUAUAAAAUUUCAUGUUUCAUAAUUUCAAUGAUUUUUGCAGUCAUUUUAUCACCGCAAAUGUCUUUGGUGCGUGUUGCAUUCACUUAACUUUUACUCAAUCGAGUUGUGCCAUCAAAGACAGACACACCUUUAAAGCAGUGUAGUGUGCAAUUCAGUUCAGUCAAAUUAUUACAUGUAACCAGUGAUGUAAUUUAGCUUUCAAUUAAUGGAAAAUUGCUGACUUCACAAUGACAACUUGUUUUGGCAACUUUUAUAGCACAAAAACAGAAUUACGAACAGUUGAAGGAAGUCAAAUGGGAUGCAGUAAUGACCACAUUUGUUUUUUUUAUUUAUUAGAGGAUAUAAAGUCUACACACUCCUUUUCAAAAUGACAGGUUUUUGUGAUGUAAAAAAAGAGAAUUUUCUCCACCAUUAAUAGGACCUAUAACCUGCCAACCUGAAUGAAAAAAAAAUGAAACCCUUUAAAGGUUGGAAAAAAAAAAAAAAAAGUACAAUGACCUUGUUGCAUUAACUUCAAAUUACUGGUAAUAUUUAUUAGUUUGUCUUCUUGAAGUCAGCCCCAAGUGUCAACAUUUUCAAGUCCAGGCUAAAAACUAUUUUUUUCUCAUGCUUAAGAUGGAGCAUUUAUAGAGCAUUUCCAUUUUUAAUGAUCUUUCUUGCACUGUAAGUUUUUAGAAAUAUUAGUCUGUUUUUAUAUGCUUGUAAGCGGUUUAUUUUUCUGUACUUUGAAUGUGUUUUCUCUGUUUUGAAAUGCUUUUAAUCAUGCAAAGCACCUUGUGAAUGAAAUGCACUAUAUAAAUAAAUUUGCCUUGCCUUUUGGGGUAGGAGUCACCAGUGUGUCACAUCUUGAUGUAGCAAAUGGCAAUAUUUUCCCAC